UGCACAAAGUGUUUUUAUUUGAAAAGAGACGAUUUGACAUGACAAGAAAUGGAUGAAUUUCGCUGGGACGUCUCUUCGAAUUUGGGCAGUCUUCUUUCCGCAGUGGCGGAGCCUGCAUUGAUUUCAACCUGUCGGGAACUGCUGGCAAAACAGAUCUGGGGGCCUCAGGAUCGACAGCAGUUACUCUCAACUCUCUCCAAGUACUUCCUCUACCCACAAUGCACCUUGCCUGUGGCCGAAGCCUUCCGUCCCAUCUUGCUGGAUGUGCUGGAGAGAGCUGGUCAGGCGGUGGUCACAAGAGGGCGCUUUUGCUUGCAGGAGCACGAGAGGCUGUGUGUAGCCGUGGGGAAGGUGCUUGACUUGCACCCAGACGUCUUCAGAUUUUUGAUGAAAUAUCUACAAACUGCUCCGCCGGUUUUUGAGAGGCUACUGAGUGGGAAAGUCACCGUGAAAGUAAAAAAGAAAAAGAAACAGAAGCACAAGGCAGACGAUCCUACCCCACCUCCCAGCCUGACAGACAUCCUAGCAACAUGCCACAGGUAUCUCCGCUAUUCAAGAGAGGCGUUUGUGGACCUGUGGGACUGGAGCCCUGUGAUGAAGCUAGUUGCCCACGAGGACAUAGAUGUGAGAUGGUAUUCCUUACAAAUAGCAGCCACCCUAACAGACAUGGCUGACCAACCAAUCCAGGCGCUUCUCACCAAUCAUUUCACUCCUGAUGACUUGAGGCUUCUGACUCUCGGACACGAGGAGGCAAAACAGCUUGAAGCGACACGCCGCAGCGCCAGCCUGCUCUUGAACUCAGAUGUGACCUUUGACCUCGAGCGACGAGAGAAAGCGACACACACGAUGCGCGAGUUAGUCGGCGCGGAUCUGAGUCCGUCUGUUGCUGCGGUGUGCGGGGUGCUGUUACCUGUCAAAGCUGGCCAUGAGAAAAAGGAUACAUCCCAUACAAUGGUCAGGGUCCCAUCCACGGCCCGCAACCUCCAUAGCCUGGCUCUGGCUGUCUCGUCGGGCACCGCCGUGCUGCUAGAGGGCGCUGUCGGAUGCGGCAAGAGCGCCCUCGUUGACCACUUGGCCCAGGUCACGGGCCGGAGGAAAACCCCCGACCUGCUGAAGGUGCAGCUCGGGGACCAGACCGACAGCAAGGCCUUGAUUGGUACUUACCGCUGCACCGAUAUUCCAGGAGAAUUCGUCUGGCAACCGGGAGCGCUAACACAGGCUGUCACCAACGGACACUGGAUCCUACUAGAAGACAUCGACUACGCACCCAUGGACGUCAUCUCUGUACUGGUACCCUUGCUGGAAGCCGGUUCCCUGUCCCUGCCUGGGCAUGGAGACGUGGUGCGUGCCGCUCCGGGAUUCCAGCUCUUCGCCACGCAGCGAUUGACGGCCGGCGCCGGUGGGUUCUUCAGGCAGCACGUAUCCCACGCUGCAUUGCUGGAUCGCAUGUGGUCAAAGGUUAACGUGGAACCCCUUUCGAGGGAGGAGCUACAGCAGGUGGUUGUGACCCUUCACCCCAAGCUGACCUCCGUGGUUGAUAAGCUCCUGGACAUCUUCAUCAUGCUGUCGUCCGGUAGCCAUGAUGACCCACAAGAGACCAAACCAGAUGAGCAGCACGGACGUGUCGUGACCCCGGCAGAGGUCACAGGUCACCAAGGUCGUCUGAUUUCCACAAGGGACUUGCUGAAGUGGUGUGGCCGUAUAGCCGCCAGGAUUGAUGGCCGUAUAGCCACCAACCCAGCCAACAAUGUCUUCCUAGAGGCCCUAGAUUGUUUCUGUGCCGCCCUGCCGAAGCCCAAGACCAGAGCCAGCGUCGCGGAGGCAGUGGGCGUCCGACUCAACCUUAGCCUGGAGAAAUGCGGCUUCUUUGUCAACAGCUACAAGCCCAACAUUGACAUACAGCAGGAGUACGUGACCAUGGGAAGAGCCAGGCUAACCAGGAAGGAAGAGGAAAGGAUAAAAAUACAGAGAUCCCAGCUAUCAAACUUUGCCUUCACACGGCCGGCGAGCGUCCUCCUAGAGCGAGUAGCCGUCUGCAUCAGCAACAACGAACCGGUGCUGCUCGUAGGAGAGACGGGCACAGGCAAGACCUCCUCCGUGCAAUACCUGGCUGACCUGACAGGUCGAAGGUUAAAGGUCGUCAACAUGAACCAACAGAGCGACAGCACCGACCUUUUGGGAGGGUUCAAGCCAGUGGAUUUCAGGCAGUUGAUCUCGCCCGUCCGCGAGUCCUUCGAAACCCUCUUCGUGGAGACUUUCUCCCGCAAGCAGAACGUCAAGUUCCUGAUGCACCUACAGGAGUGUUUCACCGCCCAGCGCUGGCAGGACCUGCUCAAGCUGAUGGGCCACUGCCACCAGGCGGCGGUCAAGAGAUUCGAGAAGGAGAGCCAUGAUGAGGAAGCUGGAAGCAGUUCAGGCAAACAGAGUCCUACCAUGAGGUGCCAGUGGAGAUCCAUCGGCGAGAGGAUUCAACUCUUGAAAACGCAGCUGCAGCACUCCGAAAACGCCCUGGCCUUCUCCUUUGUAGAGGGCACCCUGGUGCAAGCUGUCCGUAACGGCGACUGGGUUCUUCUGGACGAGAUCAACCUAGCCACCGCAGAGACUCUAGAAUGCUUGAGUGGUCUUCUGGAAAGCACCGAGGGAACGGUUACCCUGUUAGAGCGAGGUGACUCGGAGCCCAUCGUUCGUCACAAGGAUUUCAGGCUGUUUGCCUGUAUGAACCCGGCGACCGAUGUCGGCAAGAAAGAACUACCCCCUGGCAUCCGAAACAGAUUCACAGAAUUCUUUGUCGAUGAGCUAGAAGAGACUCAAGACUUGAAGAUCCUGGUCAGUAACUACCUGCGAGGCCUGGCGCUACCACCAGACAAACUGGACGGAAUCGUACAGUUUUAUUUGGCUGUUCGUAAGGAAGCUGAAAUGAAACUUGCAGAUGGGACCGGACACCGACCUCACUACAGCUUGCGUACUUUGUGCAGGGCGUUGCGCUAUGCCUCCACCAACCCCUGCGGAAGUGUCAUGAGGUCAUUAUAUGAGAGCUUCUGUUUGAGCUUCCUGACCCAGCUGGACCGCGCCUCCCACCCAUUGGUCGAGCAGCUGGUCUGCAAGAAGCUGAUUGGCCGAGCCAACAUGAAAGGCGUCCUGGGCCACCCGAUUCCGCCGCCCGCUGCGGGGAGCUACGUCAAGAUGGAGGGGUACUGGAUCGCGACGGGGGAACGUGAGCCCGAGAAGCAGAAAGGAUACGUCAUGACGCCCUCCGUGAAAGCCAAUCUCCGAGACCUGGCGAGGAUUGUGUCAGCAGGUUCAUUCCCAGUCCUACUCCAGGGCGAAACCUCCGUCGGAAAAACCAGUCUGAUCCACUACCUCGCCAUGGCGACCGGCAACCACUGCGUCAGAGUAAACAACCACGAACACACGGACCUGCAGGAGUACGUGGGCUUCUACGCGGCCGACGAAAUGGGGAAACUGGUCUUCAAGGAAGGGGUGUUGGUUGAUGCUAUGAGAAAAGGGCAUUGGAUCAUCCUAGACGAGCUCAAUCUUGCACCGAGCGAUGUUCUUGAGGCACUAAACAGGUUACUAGACGACAACCGGGAGCUGUACAUUCCGGAGACCCAGGAGAUGAUCUCGGCCCAUCCACGGUUCAUGCUGUUUGCCACCCAGAAUCCACCAGGACAGUACGGAGGAAGAAAGGUGUUGUCCAGGGCCUUCAGGAAUCGUUUCGUGGAGCUUCACUUUGACGAGAUUCCCAGCAAGGAGCUGGAGACCAUUCUGCAUCAGCGCUGUGCCAUCCCUCUCUCCUACUGCAAGAAGAUGGUCGCUGUCAUGCUGGACCUUCAGACUCGACGCAAGGGCUCAGGAGUGUUUUCCGGCAAGCAGGGUUUCAUCACACUACGGGACUUGUUCCGCUGGGCUGAGCGCUACCGGCGGGCCAGCCAGGGACAGGGAACACUGUACGACUGGGACCAACACAUAGCUGAUGAUGGAUACCUGUUAUUAGCCGGGCGCGUCCGCCGCCCGAAGGAACAAUCUCUCAUCAAGGAGGUCCUAGAGAAGCACAUCCGCUGCAAGAUUGACCCUGCCCGUCUCUUCAGCCUGUCCCCGGACACCUCUCCCAUCACCAGAGGGAUCCUGGAGAGGGUCCUGGGAGGGGAAACACCCGAGGGCUUCGGUCACGUGGUCUGGACAUUUGGGAUGAGGCGGCUGGCCGUGCUGGUGGGGCAGGCGCUGAAGUUCCAGGAACCGGUACUGUUGGUUGGUGAAACCGGAUGUGGCAAGACCACCAUUUGUCAGUUGCAUGCCGCCUUGGCCAAUCAGAAGCUGUACACUGUCAACUGCCACCUGCACACCGAGACGUCCGACUUCCUGGGGGGUCUACGACCGGUACGCCAACACAGUAGUGACAAGGAUGAAGACAAACAGAAACUCUUUGAGUGGUGCGACGGCCCGUUAGUCCUGGCCAUGCGCGAGGACGCGGCAUUCCUCAUCGACGAGAUCUCGCUAGCCGACGACUCGGUCCUCGAGCGACUCAACAGCGUGCUGGAGCCCGAGCGCACGCUGCUACUCGCCGAGCGGGGAAGCGGUGAGAGCACGGCUGACGACAUUGACGUGAUUGUUGCAGGGGAGCAGUUUUUCGUUGUCGCCACCAUGAAUCCUGGAGGAGACUUUGGAAAGAAGGAGUUGUCCCCUGCACUUCGUAACCGCUUCACCGAGAUCUGGUGUCCCCAGUCCAACGAUCGUCAGGAUCUGGUACACAUCAUUGAGCACAACUUGGCGGAGGGGGUGUGGCUAUGUAACCAGGAGGAUGGCUCCAGUGGGGUGGGGAACGCUAUCAUGGAGUUUGUCAGUUGGUUUCAGAACAGUGAAGCGGGCAAAAGAUGCACGGUCAGCAUUCGGGACAUUCUGUCCUGGGUCAACUUCAUCAACACGUGCUGCGAUGCUUCAACCUCAAAACAACAGCAGACGCAAAGUACAACAGAAUGUCUGGACACUGCGCUGGCCUACGUUCAUGGAGCAUGCAUGGUGUUUUUAGACGGCCUCGGUUCAGGGAGUACAAGCAACACUUCCCUGACCCCGCACCAGGCCAGGCACCUCAGCCUGAACUUCCUCCGGGACCAGGUCUGGCGGCUGGUGGGCCAAGACGUUGACCUGACCUCGCUGAUGGUGACCUCAGAGGUCAAGGGGUCAGAGGGCGUGAAAGUGGUCGAUUCCAAGGAUGGGCUGUUUGGGAUUGAACCUUUUUACAUCCCAAGAGGUCCUUUACAGAGUACUUUAGCCCAAGACCACUACGCCCUGAAUGCCCCUACCACAGCCCUGAACGCUCAGCGGGUCCUACGUGCCUUACAGCUCCCUCGAGCCAUCCUGCUAGAAGGCUCGCCGGGCGUGGGUAAGACCAGCCUGGUGUCAGCCAUUGCCAAGGCCUCGGGGCACGAACUGGUCAGGAUUAACCUCUCAGAGCAAACCGAUGUGACUGACCUGUUUGGCGCUGACCUUCCCGUGGAGGGGGGUGAAGGGGGUCAGUUUGCCUGGAGGGACGGUCCGCUACUGAGGGCCCUCAAGGGCGGCCAUUGGAUCGUCCUGGAUGAGUUAAACCUUGCCUCUCAAUCAGUCUUAGAAGGCCUCAAUGCCUGUCUGGACCACAGAGCCGAGGUCUACGUCCCAGAGCUGGGCAAAACCUUCCACAUCCAGCACGAGAAGACCCGACUGUUUGCCUGCCAGAACCCGCUGAAGCAAGGCGGGGGACGCAAGGGGCUGCCACGUUCCUUCCUCAACAGAUUCACACAGGUGUAUGUAGAGCCAUUGACAGCAGGCGAUCUACUCUUCAUCGCCCACACUAUGUAUCCCAUGCUGACUACACAGCUCUUGGAGAAGAUGGUUGCAUUCAACAACCAGUUGUACCAGGAGACCAUGGUGGAGUACCAGUGGGGUCAGCGCGGUGGUCCGUGGGAGUUUAACCUCCGUGACCUCUUCCGAUGGUGUGACCUGAUGGUGCACGACCAGCACGGACAGUGGCAACCCGGCCAGCACGUUGGGCUGAUCUACAGGGACAGAAUGCGCAGCCAGAGGGAUAAACAAAAGGUCCAAGAGCUUUUCAAAUCUGUGUUUGGGGAUGACUUUGCUGAAGCAUACGAGGGCAGCAGACAGGUUCACAUAACGCCUGCCUCUAUUCAGGUGGGUCACUCAUUCUUAAGGAGAAACGACCACAUCCCAAGCACCCAGCAGAGCCUGAAGAUGCCCCUACAGUUGCUGCCUCACUGUCUGGAUCCCAUGGAGGCACUCAUGAAGUGCGUAGAGAUGAACUGGAUGACAAUACUGGUUGGUCCAAGUGCCAGUGGCAAGACGUCUCUGGUUCACCUCCUGGGUCACCUGACUGGUCACAUGGUGCGAGUGCUGGCCAUGAACAGCGCCAUGGAUACCACUGAGUUGCUAGGAGGUUUUGAGCAGGCUGAUUUGAACAGGCAUUGGGAGCAAGCUCUACAGUCUCUGAGACAUGUCGUCAUGGCAACAGAGCGGCUCCUCCUAUUGGACGAAAGUGAGGAGGUAUCCCAGCAUGCACCACAACUUCUAGCCAAUUGGGCCGGUCUAAACACCAUGUGUCAAACAGGUUCACAAAGAGAAAGUAGUUCCUCGACCAAGCAAUCCAUUGAAGGGCUGUCCGAGAGAAAACUGGACAUGUUUGAACAAGUGCUCGACCAAGUCCAAAGUGUGGUUCAGAAACACGCAUCGGAAACUGACAUAAAUGAGAAAGUCGGUCAUGUGACCAAUAUGGCCGCCCAGCUGAGAACGAGGCUCGAGAAGGAGGGUCGUACCAUUCAGCAGGGCGGGGGUGGCAAGUUUGAGUGGGUGGACGGGCUGCUGGUCCAGGCGUUGAAGAAUGGCGACUGGCUGCUCAUUGAUAAUGUCAACUUCUGCAGUCCCUCCGUACUGGAUCGUCUCAAUGCCCUCCUAGAACCCAACGGAGUCCUGAGCAUCAACGAGCGAGGCGUGAUCGACGGUCACAUACCCACUGUCAAGCCCCACCCAGACUUCCGCCUGUUCCUGGCCAUGGACCCUAGGCACGGGGAGAUCUCACGAGCCAUGCGCAACCGGGGGGUGGAGGUCUACAUAGUGGGAGAGAAUGAGGGUGGUGCCUAUGAUCGUCUAGAUCUCCUAGCCUUACUGAAUGGCAUUGGGCUGACGGGGGACAAGACUGCUGGAACUUUGUUGGGGCUUCAUGAGGAUAUCAAACUCAAUAUGCCAGGGAGCGAUGUUGCAAGCCUUCCCAGCAUCCUCCUUGCUGCUUCAGUCGCCGUGCAACUGCUGGAACGGGGUCGGGAUGUGAAUAGCGCCCUCAAGCAAGCAUGCACUGACGUGUUUGUUCGGGGUCAACUGUCAAAGGUCAACAAGCAGAAAGCAAAAGAGAUUGUUGAGAAGCAUCUCAGUGGCAUGGGCACCGACUUGGAUCAGCUGGUACCCAUCGACCCAAAUGGAUUGCUACAUGCUGAAGCAGAUGACGAUGUGUCAAUAGAGGGAGCCCUUCAUCCUCGCCACCUUCCAUCUGUGGACGAGCUCAGCCGCAAUGCAUCAUGGGCCAUGUUGCGGAGGGAAUUUGCCCUGCUUGCCUGUUUACUAAGCGGGGUAAAAAAUCAGGCUGAGCGGCAGAGCAUUGUUCGGCUCUUCCGACCGGCCACCCUCCUUCUGUUAGAACAGGCCACGCCCACCGACUGGGAGCUGCGAGGCGAUUGGCUCGCGACAACGUGGACAAAAGCGCAGCGGGAAGUUGAUGACAGAACAGCGUUGAUCAGGACGGGAGGAGCGGGGUUUGUGGCGUGUAUGCCGGAGAUUGCUGUAGAGGCACUGAAAGUUGUCUUUCAGCAUCCGCUGCGAAAGAGACUAGCAGAGCUAUUGGAAAAACUAGAGCUUUCUGAAGAGUGCAAGAUGUUGCAGCACUACCCACUUGAUCUCAACUUGGCGCCUCAACUUCUUGACAAGCUGGCCAAGCUCAGUCAAAAGAGGGCGCCAGACAGAAUGGCGGUCGACGACGAGCAAGAUGAAGAAGAGACAGACGCUGGAUGCAGUGUUCUGGAAGAAGCCACGGCCAUUGCGAGAAGGUUACAUCUGCUACUCAGGAUCACAGUCCUACGCCAUAUUGAAUACUCCAGACUGAGGCAAGCAGUGGAUGUUAAGCACACUCCCACCACAGCUAUCCAGCUGUCUUACGCACUGCAUCUUGGCCUGAUCAGUAUUGAUGAUUUGCCGCACCCUCUGUUGGCCCACCUCUACCCCUUCUUCCGAUCGCUGGACGCAUUCAUGGCCGACGCCAUAUCGACUGGGAAAUCAAACCUCUCUGAAGACACAACUUACGAGAUCCUAUUGGCCCUGCACUGGAGAGACAGAUGCUGGCAGGUGUGUGACCGGCCAAUCAAAGGCAGCGACUCUUUCCACCUGGGGCAGUUCGCCUUGCACUGGGCAUGGAUGACAAAGAAACUGAUCGCAGUUGUCACUCACUUGCUACUUGGAAAUGACAAUGCUUUGCCACAAGACUUGCAAACAGUAACCAACCGGAUCACCGAUCACCUGGCUUCCAUAGCGACGACCCUCUCUGCUCCCCAACACCAGAGGGCGCUGGUGCACCACAUGGGCCAACCGCUGCCGUACAAGUCCAGUCUCUGCGCAGAGACCUCCGAGCAUCUUUACAAACUCUGUCAGACUGUCGACAUCAUGGGCUCGGUUGCUAGGGUGGACGUUGGUCGCCUCGACAACCGGAAACGGAAGAAAUUGCAAAGAUGCGUAAUGUUUGCAGUGAAGGAUGGAAGUUUUGCUUGCAGGAAAAUUAUUGAUUUACUGGUUGCGGUUUCCCAAUUGAACAACCAAGCUGUUGAUUUUAUUGAGGAUGACCUUCUAGACUCCAUUCAAGCCGUCGAAGCCAACCUCGCCUCCCAUGGACUCUACCACCAGGACGGCAAUCAACAUAUCCCCAUGGAAACAGAAGAUGAUGUCAGCCAAUCAGAAGAAAGUGGAGCCAAGACCGAUGUGGCCUCGAAAAUUGGCCUUUGGCCGCUGUGGGACCACGUGGCUCUGUGCGCAGAACAGACGGUAAACUGUAACCUCCUCGCAAGGAAAAUGAAAAGAGAGACACAAUGA
Patiria miniata (bat star) is the source of this 9117-nucleotide messenger RNA. RefSeq names its product midasin-like. The record is from RefSeq and is a predicted model, not a curated record. The transcript has 53 exons. Gene Ontology annotation, cellular component: preribosome, large subunit precursor. NCBI's taxonomy places the organism in Eukaryota, Metazoa, Echinodermata, Asteroidea, Valvatida, Asterinidae. Gene Ontology annotation, molecular function: ATP binding; ATP hydrolysis activity. Gene Ontology annotation, biological process: rRNA processing; ribosomal large subunit assembly. The coding region runs from base 49 to 9117 and encodes 3022 amino acids.